UAGUCCUGCAUGGUCCGAAAGCUAAAGUCGAAACAUAUGCAUUUUUUGACGACGGCUCCACAUCCACCUUCAUGGAUCACGACCUGCUCGAAGAACUAGGUUUGAAAGGUACGCCACGUCCGUUGUGCAUUCAGUGGACAGGAAAUGUCACGCGGGAGGAGCACGAUUCGGUACAGAUAGCAGUGCACAUAUUGGGGAAGCAGAAGAAAACAGCGCCCUACGAGCUGUCAACUGUACGCACAGUUCACAAACUGGCACUUCCUAGGCAGACCAUGGAUGUAUCCCAACUCGCAGCCGAUUUUGCACAUCUGAGGGGCUUACCGCUGGAGUCUUAUGUCGAUGUAGCACCACGCAUCUUGAUCGGCGUUGAUAAUUGCAUCCUGGGACAACCGCUGAAAAGUUUAGAAGGAAGAAAUGACGAGCCAGUUGCGUCUAAGACCCGUUUGGGAUGGGUCCUGGGAGGGCCGUGCUCGGUAGCGACCGCCACGCCAAAAACAUACCUACCGUUGUUCCAUAUAUGUUCAUGCGACGACUCUGAUGAAACACUCAAUGCUGCAGUAAAAGAACACUUCGCUUUGGAAUCUAUCGGCAUCGAUAAGACUGUGGACGUAAGGCAGUCCAAGGACAACGAACGUGCCCUUUUGCUAUUGGAGCGCGAGACAAAAUUCGAUGGCCGGCGUUAUGAAACUGGUCUCCUGUGGCGCUACACCGACAUCAAGCUGCCAUGCAAGCUGCCGCGUUAAAAAGGUAUGAGUGCCUGCAACAAAAAAUGCAAAAAGAUCCCAUUUUAGCAGAAGCAGUUCGGGAAAAGAUGGAGGACUACAAGAGGAAAGGGUAUAUAAGACGCUUAACCGAAUACGAAUUGGACAAAAGAUACGACAACGAUUGGUACCUGCCCAUCUUUCCUGUAACCAACCCAAAUAAGCCUGGAAGGAUACGGAUGGUUUUCGACGCAGCAGCAAAGGUACGUGGAGUCUCACUAAACUCAUUCCUUCUAGCUGGGCCAGACAUGUUAGCCGGUCUACUUGCUGUUCUGUGCAAGUUUAGAGAGUAUCGUGUGGGGAUAGUAGGAGAUAUCCGCGAAAUGUUUCAUCGCGUGGGCGUAAAAAAGAAAGACCAGAGAAGCCAAAUGAUAUUUUGGGAAGGCGACGAUCACGAGGCUAACCCGGUUGUUUACGUCGUUACCGUAAUGACGUUCGGAGCAUCUUGUUCGCCGAGCUCUGCACAAUAUGUGAAGAACCUAAACGCAGACCGGUUCGAGAAGGAGCAUCCCCGCGCAGUCGAGUGCAUCAAGGGCGAACACUACGUUGGCGAUAUGCUGGCCAGCGUAGAAACUGAAGAGGAGGCUAGCGAUUUGGCAAAAACAGUCCGCUACAUCCACGCCAGCGGAGGCUUUGAAAUCCGCAACUGGGUUUCGAAUUCGUCGAUGGUUGUGGCAUCGUUGCAAGAAACGUCGUGUACUGAGAACAACGUCAACAUGGAAUGCGGCUCCACAACAGAGAAGGUGCUAGGUAUGUGGUGGGAUACUGUAUACGAUUCAUUUACCUUUCGGCUAUCUCCGAAGUAUGAUCGAGAUCUAUUAACGGGAGAAAAAACGGCAACAAAACGAGAAAUCCUUCGAACACAAAUGAGCCUAUUCGAUCCGAUGGGCCUGCUAGGUCAUUUUAUCAUGUAUUUGAAGGUUCUCCUUCAAGAAAUCUGGCGUGGCGCAUACACCUGGGAUCAGCAACUCGACGGGCGAAUAGCCGAAAAAUGGGCAACAUGGUUACGUGUUCUUCCGGAAGUCGAAAAGGUAUCAGUGCCAAGGUGCUAUCGAAAACUAUGCACAACACAGGCAAAUGUACAACUGCACGUAUUUUGCGACGCGAGCGAAAGCGGGACGGCGGCGGUGGCGUAUUUCCGUUUUGAAGAGGAGGGGAAUGUAGAAAGUAUUAUCGUGGGUUCUAAGACGCGUGUAGCACCACUAAAGUUCUUAUCCAUUCCUAGACUCGAGCUACAAGCAGCGGUUAUAGGUGCUAGAUUGGCUGAUACCAUACGUCAAAGCCAAAGAAUGGCAAUAAGUCGAACGACCUUCUGGACGGAUUCACGAAAUGUGCUUAGUUGGCUACACUCCGAUCAUCGACGGUAUAGCCAGUUCGUGGCGUUUCGUGUAAGGGAACUCCUCGAAACCACAAAUGUCAACCAGUGGAGGUGGACCCCGACCAAGCUCAAUGUUGCAGACGACGGCACCAAGUGGACUAAGGUACCAGACUUAUCGCGAACUAGUCGAUGGUUCUAUGGCCCUGAGUUCCUUAAACAUCCCGAGUCUGGUUGGCCAGCAAAGGAAACACCGAUGAGCGACACUACUGAAGAAAUACGGAAGAGUAUAUGCGUCCACAAAGCUAUCCAGCAAUUCAUUCGGUUCGACCGCUUCUCUAAGUGGAAGAGAGUAUUGCGGGCGACAGCAUUUGUCGUACGGUUCACCAAGAAAACACGAUCAACGACGGACAACACGUUCAAAGGACCACUUACUCAGGAGGAGCUGGUGGAAGCAGAGGUGAUCUUGUUGAAAACCAUACAACGAGAGGCCUACUCAAGCGAGAUCGAAAGUCUACAAAAACCGGCCCGAGGGCGCAUCCAUGGAAAAAAGGGAUAGAUAAAGGUAGCUCACUUUAUAAAGUAUCACCGGUAGUCGACAGCCGCGGAAUAUUAAGGGUCAGAGGACGGCUAUCUGAAUGCAUUGAUAUCAGCGAAGAAUUACGUAACCCAAUUAUUAUUCCCGGAAAUCAUCGGGGAACGUACUUGCUGAUGCAGGAAUACCACGAAAGGUACAUGCAUGGCAAUCACAGCACGGUGAUUAACGAGAUACGGUCACGGUACUACAUUCCGAAGUUAUUAGGAGAAUAUCGCCGAGUAAGGUGUUAUUAUUUCGGACCGUUCCUAGUCGCUGUGGGAAAGCGCGUUGAAAAGAGAUGGGGCGCAAUAUUCACCUGCCUCACAACCAGAGCCAUAUACCUGGAGAUAGCCCACUCUCUCAACACUGCGUCAUGCAUCAUGGCUAUCCGAAGGUUCAUUGCGAGGCGCGGAACGCCUUUGGAGAUAAUCAGCGACCGGGGGACAAAUUUCGUCGGAGCAUCUCGAGAGCUGGGUGCGGCUUUGAAAUCGGUCAACCAGGAGGAGCUAAUGACAGCGUUUUGUGGACCGAACAUGAAGUGGACUUUCAAUCCGCCGGGAGCCCCACAUUUUGGUGGGUGCUGGGAGCGGCUAGUUCGGUCUGUAAAAUCGGUGCUGGAAAAAUUCGACCAGCCACGACAACCAACGGACGAGGUAUUAGCGUCAACCUUUACGGAAAUUGAAACUAUUAUUAAUUCCAGACCCCUCACGUACGUGCCGCUGGACAACGAGAUGGCUGGACCGAUCACUCCUAAUCAUCUACUGCUAGGGAGUUCGAACGGAAGCAAGCCCUCUAAUGCCUUACAUGAGGGACCAGCAGCGGUGAAGUCAGCAUGGAAGGCGGUUCAACUUAAUGCGGACAUAUUCUGGAAAAAAUGGGUUGCGGAAUACUUACCAACGCUUACACGAAGAACGAAGUGGUUCCAAUCGGUCCGGCCCAUCCAGGAAGGAGAUAUUGUUAUUGUGGUUGACAACACGCUUCCGCGAAACUCGUGGCCCAAAGGACGCGUCAAGUCCGUCGUGUGCGCCAAGGACGGUCAGGUCAGACAGGCGACCGUGGAAACAAGCAGCGGAAUUUAUGUGAGUCACUCAAUAGUUUGUGCUGUGUCAUCGUUAUGCAGUGCUCUACCUGCAAUGCACCCACCGAUAGUGCUAAUUCGAUGUCCUGCGCCGGUGUUUGUGGUUCCAAGCAUCAUACCCACUGCACGGGUUUGUCCCGUGAUUCUACUCGUGAGCUUGGGCGGAAUAAUCAAUUAUGUGGUUGUGCAAAACAUGUAA
Messenger RNA from Anopheles gambiae (African malaria mosquito), 3930 nucleotides. RefSeq lists its product as uncharacterized. NCBI's taxonomy places the organism in Eukaryota, Metazoa, Arthropoda, Insecta, Diptera, Culicidae. Bases 2788 to 3930 code for a protein of 380 amino acids. Gene Ontology annotation, molecular function: nucleic acid binding. The record is from RefSeq and is a predicted model, not a curated record. Gene Ontology annotation, biological process: DNA integration. The transcript has 2 exons.